UACGUACUGGGUGGCCGGGUUGGGUUUGUAGUUAUCAGCACCCACAUGUACAUGAACUUUAGUCAUCAUCAAUGGACGAGUAUACCGUACAGGUGGUUUUUCAUCCAUUUGAUAAUUGUAUGUGCAUAUUUUAUUGAUGGGUGUACAUGUGUGCCAUCAUCUUUGAGAAUACGGCUGAGAGAUUGGCUGGCUAGUCUACCCCGCGAUAUCAGCGUUUCCUGAUAACGCCUCUGUUGCUGGUACAAUGUACGUACAUUGUACGGGCGGGAUGGUUACACCUGGAUGCUUGGAAACGGGGAUCGCUGGUUGAAAUCACUGAUCAGUGGGAAGAUGCUGGUUGGGGUAUAAUAUAACAGUCAGUGUCAAGGGCUUGUCACAGAGAGGCAGGACAGGAUUUGUUCGGUCGGACCUUGCCAGACUAUUUCUGAUUCUGUAAACUUUUGUGUGCUUCGUAAACGUGCAUUUACAGCAUGCCAGUUAUGAAUGGAGGAUCUGCAUUAUACAAUAUGGGAGGGCUGAGGCGGAGCAGCAGUCAGCUAGAGUUCCAUACCCAGGGCCGGAGGGAUGCCCAGCGGGCGCUAUGGAAAGAGCUGGACAAACUCAAGGAAAUAGCACCCAUGAAAGAGAUUGUAUCUAAGGAAUUUGAAGGCUUCAAGGAACUGUUCAGUCGUUUCUUGGCGGAAACUGGACCGUCGGUUCGCUGGGAGGACAUCCAACCAUUAUCUGAAGAUGCUGUUAUGCCCUAUGAUAAGCUCGAGAAGCACAACCCAGAGUCAGUCAGGGAACUACUGGACAAGCUCGUGGUGGUCAAGUUGAAUGGAGGGCUUGGUACCAGUAUGGGUUGCAAGGGCCCAAAGAGUGUCAUCAGUGUCCGCAAUGAUGUCACUUUCCUGGACCUCGCUGUCCAACAGAUCGAGCAUCUGAACAAGACCUAUGGCAGUAGUGUUCCUUUGGUCCUGAUGAAUUCAUUCAACACACACGAGGACACCAAAGCUGUGCUGAAUUGCUACAGCUCCUGCAAGGUCGACAUCCACACCUUUAUGCAGAGGAGGUAUCCAAGAAUUAACAAGGAAACACUGUUACCAACUGCCAAGACAUGCUCCAUGGAUGGAACCAACCUAGAACACUGGUAUCCGCCAGGCCACGGUGACAUCUACCAGUCAUUCUAUGACUCGGAAUUGCUAGAAUCCUUCAUCAGGCAGGGCAAGGAGUACAUGUUCAUCUCAAAUAUUGACAAUCUUGGUGCCACCGUCGACCUCAAAAUUCUGAAUUUAUUGGUAAAACAGAAGAAUCGAGAUUUUGUGAUGGAGGUAACUGAUAAAACGAGAGCAGACAUCAAGGGCGGGACAUUAAUCCAGUACGAAGACAAGUUGAGGCUACUUGAAAUUGCCCAGGUGCCAAAGGAACAUGUGGAUGAGUUCAAAUCUGUUUCCAAGUUCAAGAUUUUCAACACCAACAAUCUCUGGGUCAAGCUUUCCUCCAUCAAGAGGCUGAUAGAUGAGAAAAUGAUGGACAUGGAAGUCAUUGUCAAUAACAAGUCUCUGGAGAAUGGAACGAAUGUCAUCCAACUUGAGACAGCUGUUGGGGCAGCCAUGAAGUGCUUUGAUGGGGCACUUGGUAUCAAUGUACCCAGAAGUCGUUUCCUACCGGUCAAGAGGUCAUCAGAUCUCCUCUUGGCCAUGUCCAAUCUCUACUCCCUUAAGGCUGGCAGUCUGAUCAUGAGCCCCCUCAGAGAGUUCCGGACCACGCCCAUUGUCAAACUGGGUACCCAUUUCGACAAGGUGCGUGAUUUCCUGAGGCGUUUUAAUGGUAUACCUGACAUGCUGGAGCUAGACCACCUAACGGUUUCAGGAGACGUCACAUUUGGCAAAGGAAUCUCUCUCAAGGGAACAGUUAUCAUCAUUGCUAACCAUGGUGACAGAAUAGACAUCCCUCCAGGCGCCAUCUUGGAAAACAAAAUUGUCUCUGGUAACCUCAGGAUCCUGGAUCAUUAACCAUUUGUGUGUAUUCUAAUAAAAGUUGUAGAGUGAGGGUACCAGACCAACUUUUGACUGAUAACAUGAGUGAAAUAGGUGUGCAAUGGAAGAAUUUUGAGUACAGACAUGUCAAUUUUCUAGAUUAUCGGGGUCUCAAGGAAUACGUAGCUGAUCACCAGUUGAGAGUGAUAUUUUUGGGUUUACAAACCUCCUAGCUCUGUCUCAGGCUUCCUAGCCUCUUCGUCUCCAGACCGAGAUCUGUGAAUCGUAGCUGCAUUCAAAUCCAAAGAAUAUACACCAAGCAGUGGCCUUGUGUGGCAUACUUUGGUGUCCUUGUAGCAGUGAGCAGAUUUGUACUGGAGUCUAUAUGUCGAGUUAGGGGACUAAAAUUAGAAAGACUUUGUAAACCUAUGUUUUUUAUACAGUGGAAGGUCGCUAUACUGAACAUUUGGUUAUACCUAACAUCGUGCUUGGCUCCCGAUUUUUGUGUACUAAACGUACCGAACAUUGUUGUUGAAAAAAUGACAACAAGUGGCUAUUAUUUCCCCAAGGAAUAGAAGGGG
Molecule: messenger RNA, 2539 nt
Organism: Patiria miniata (bat star)
Lineage: Eukaryota; Metazoa; Echinodermata; Asteroidea; Valvatida; Asterinidae
Gene: ugp2
Product: UTP--glucose-1-phosphate uridylyltransferase-like
Exons: 15
Coding region: 471-1994 (507 amino acids)
Biological process (GO): glycogen metabolic process; UDP-alpha-D-glucose metabolic process
Cellular component (GO): cytoplasm
Molecular function (GO): UTP:glucose-1-phosphate uridylyltransferase activity
Source: RefSeq, a predicted model, not a curated record